Dioscorea cayenensis subsp. rotundata (Guinea yam) is the source of this 1179-nucleotide messenger RNA. RefSeq lists its product as uncharacterized. Lineage: Eukaryota; Viridiplantae; Streptophyta; Magnoliopsida; Dioscoreales; Dioscoreaceae. The record is from RefSeq and is a predicted model, not a curated record. The coding region runs from base 1 to 1002 and encodes 333 amino acids. The transcript has 4 exons.
AUGGUAGCUUCAAUGACUCAGACAUUGCAACUCCAACUUCACAUCAUUCUUCUGAAUACACUAACAGAUCAGAUGAUCACAGCUGAUAGAUGGGCAUUACUGAUAUCCAAUCCAAUUUAUGCGAAGGAAGAUCGAGGCCAAAAGAGGUCAACAACUUUAGGCGAACUGCUCAGCUUUCCUAAAGUAGAGAAGGAAGAUGAGGGCGCCAGAGGAUUAACAGUUUCAAGCAGUAGACCAUUUGGUGAAGAGCAAGACCCUAGUUUUUCAGCAGCAUGUUUUGGUAACAUGAGGACUUUGUCAAGGUCUAAAUCUUUAUCAUCGUCUUUGGUUAAUGAACAAUGCACUGGAUUGAACACAGAGGCAUCUGAGGAAGACCAACCAAGUCCUGAUUCAGUUUUAGCAGCACCAUUUGAGGAUGCCUCUCGUUCAUCUGAAAGCAAUCAUGAUAGAAACUCUCGACUACUGUCGAGAUCAAUACCGAUAAGGUCAGUAUCGCGACACUUUACAUGGGACGAUACUGACAUGGAAUCUGCCGCAUUACAAUCAUCCCAAGAACGCACCAAAUCAUUGCUCAAAUCAAAUGAAGAAGAGCAAAAAUGGUUCAACUUCAUCCACAACAUGUUGGACAGCAACAACUUCACUCAAUUGGAUUCACCGAAAGAAGUGAAUCAAAGACUCAUGUUUGAUUGUGUUAAUGAAGCUCUAUCUGAAAUCAGUAAGAAUGCAACAAUGGUUGCAUAUCCUGGGAUCAGAGCUUGUAAUGGCCUCUGGAAACAAAGUUCAAGUUCUAGUAACCAUUUGUCGACGCAAGUGUGGGAGUUAUUAAGGUAUUGGAUGAGUAAUACUGGGAGCAAUGCAUUAGAAGUGGUGUAUAAGAAUGUGAAGAGAGAGGUAGGAGGGAGUGAAUGGGAUGAGAAGAGUUGGAGGGAGAUGGUGGUGGUUAUUGAAGAGGUUUGUGAUGAGGUUUUGGGAGAGUUCAUCGGAGAAGUGUUGGCGUUCUAGUUGUGUAACUCUGACGAAUUUUUUGUAGUGUUUAUGUAAUCUUCACAGCCUUUCAAUUUUUGUGAGUUAUUAUAGAGCUUAAAACUGUAUAUAUGAGACUAUUUUGAUUGCUACCUUCAUUUUAUUAUAAUUUGUCAUACAAUAAACCAUCCAGCAACAGUAACAUCACUGCAACAA